AUGACCACCAUGGCUCGCGUGGAUGAGACGCUGGCGCGUUUCAAAGGCAAGUCGCCGCGGGACAGCUACAAGCAAGUCUGCGGCGAGCUCAACGUGCACAUGCAGCGCGAGAUCUAUGCGGCACUGCCGGAGAAGCCGAUGGCGUGGCACCACAUCUACACGCUGGACUUGGAGACGUCUCUGUUGGGCACCAAAGGUUGCAUGGCGAUGCUGCCUCUCAUCACCGUCAGCACCUCGAUGCGCAAGCUUAGUCUGCGCUCGUGUGGCUUGUCGGACGAGUUUGUGAUUCAGCUGUGUGCCGUCCUGCAGAGCCACCCGUCCAUACGGUCGGUGGAUAUCAGCGACAACGAGCUCGUUACGGUGUACAGUGCGCCGCACAUCAUCAGUGUCAUGCGCGCCAACUCGAACAUGGUGUUCUUCGACGUGUACAACACGCACGUCGGCUCUAACGUGGGUGACAUCAUCGCUAUACUUGGCCAGCGCAACUUGGACAAUGUCCUGCACUACUUCGAGGACCGCUAUUUCCGCAUGAAGAACCUCUUCAACUACAUGGACGCGGACGGAACGGGCUGGGUGGUUCUCAAGUCUCUCGCCCUAAACUGCCCAUACCCGGUGCUGCAGGAGCAGUUCGUCGAGCGUAUUGCCGCUAAGCAGCCCCGCAAGCGUUCCGACAACACCAUCAGUAUCAACACGUUUUUGCAGCUGGUCUACAUGAACUACAAGACCGAGGCGGAGAUCGGGUCGUAUUGUAAUGAGACGAUCGACGUGCCCUACGUGUUCAUGGUGGCGAACUGGAAGCAGUUGCUGCACGCCGUGGAGCGGUACAACGCGCGCGCCGCUGGCAUGGAGGAUGGCCAGGACCCGCACACUCCUGUGCAACUCCCCGACAACCUCCACCGCUGGCGUCUGCGAGACUACAUCAUAACGCCUGACGACGCAGACGCUAUGGUGGAGGGUGCGGUGCAGCUGAUGGAGCACUCAUCGGCGAUGGAGGAAGGGGAACCGGAACUUAACGAGUCGGGCGAGCGCGCUGAGCUGGCUGCCGAGGGGGACAGCGACAAGCAGACGGAGGAGAACGCGCCGGAGGUGGCCUCACUCCUGAUCCCCAUCACCAUCCUUCUCCGGGCCGCCAAGUCAGUCCUCGUUUUUCCUCCCUCCGCCGCCAAGCCCUCGUACAACUUCUACACCGACCGCGACGCCGCUUACGUGCCGGAUAUCCUGCGUAACGGGUCGCGUCUCUUCAGUGUCAGUCGCCUCUCCUGCCUCUUCAGCGGUGGUGCCUCCACCACCGGCAACAGCAUAAGCUCGGCCGACGUCGUGCAGGACUCCAGCGACCAGCCGCACACCUUCUCGCUGCCCCCGUCAAUGGUGAAGAUGGUGGUGGACUUCUUCAACAAAGAGCACAGAAAAAUACCCACGAAGAAGCAGUCCGUAGUCCCUGACAGUCCCCGAACUCGCCGCGACAAAGCCAUGGAGAAGGCAGCGAUCCCUGUGCCGACGUUCCUUAGCGCCGAGUUCGUCAGCGACCUGGAGCGGGUGUGUCCUCGCCUCCUCGCUGACUACUACGCUCGCCACGCAGUGCUGAUCGACGAUGGCACCAUCACGCUGCAGGAAAUGGUGAACGUGCUGGACGAGAUGUACGCGCAGUGCCGCAUCGACCGUCUCAUUUCGCUGGCGGACAUCAAGGCCAUGCCAGACCCGAUGACGGAUAAGUCCCUGGUGAGGUUCGUGACCGCCCACUUCGCGGACCGCGACGAGGACAUCUCCUUCUUGGAGCCGUUCAAUGACGUGGUAGCGUACUGA
Leishmania mexicana MHOM/GT/2001/U1103 is the source of this 1803-nucleotide messenger RNA. RefSeq lists its product as hypothetical. Bases 1 to 1803 code for a protein of 600 amino acids. The record is from RefSeq and is a predicted model, not a curated record. The transcript has a single exon. NCBI's taxonomy places the organism in Eukaryota, Euglenozoa, Kinetoplastea, Trypanosomatida, Trypanosomatidae.